AUGCUCUUAUACCCGCUCGAUACGGUGAAAACAAGAAUCCAAGCCGAACAGACAGAGAGAAAAGAGGAAGUCGUACGAGGCGGUCUUUUCCGACGCUCGAUUUCCUCCCGGGAGCCUUUACUCCUGUCUAAGAAAAAGAAACCAUUCUUGUUCCAGUUUUACGAGUCCAUCCAUCGAGACGGCGUCUUGCAACUGUUCAACGGCGUGAAACCAAAGUUUUACCACGCGUUGACCUCUUCGUUCGUGUAUUUCUUCGCCUUUAGCGGGUUGAAACGGAAAGUCGAGGAGAGAAAUCCAAACCAAAAGAUAUCGAUUGGGAUGAGUUUAAUAGUCGCGACGACGGCGGCGGCGAUGAACGUUUUGUUGACUGAACCGUUGGAUACGUUGAGCACGCGAGCGCAGGUUGGGAGUUGUCCGACGAAAAGAGGCGAGCGAGGAGGAGAGAGGGAUGGGAUGUCUGUGCACGAAUCGGGAGAUUUUAGCAACGUGGGCCAGAGUUUCAAUCAGAGAGAUUCGAAAGAAGAGGAAAGAAAGAAGAAGUUUCACGCGAGCGAUUCGGAGGUUUCAGAUUCCGAGAACGAAAGUGAUUCCGAAUCAGAAUCGGACGACGACGACGACGAGAGCAUCGCGAGUACUCCGGGACAGAGCUCGGCGACGAAAGGAGGGAAGAGAGGGAAUGCGAGUUUUGUGACUUCUUCGAGCUCGUUUCGAGACGUCGUGAAUAGAAAACUCGAGCGAGCGCAGCGCAUCUCCUCGAAAACCAUUCGAAAGUUGCGCAUGAAGUUGCCGUCCAAGAAAAUGCUGGAAAAGAAAGCGAGAAUGUAUAAACGACGCGUGCGAAGAGAGUAUCGGAGAUCGGUGGAGAUUUUGACCACGACUGUGCCAAAUUUAUACGCCGGCGUAGGAGCGUCGUUGUUGCUCACGGUGAAUCCAACCAUUCAAUAUACCAUGUACGAGCAAUUAAGACAGAGAGCGUUGAAAGGAUUGAGCGUUGGGAGAAGGAAACCGGUGAGAGAAUUACCGGUGUUUGAGGCGAUUGUUAUCGCGGCGUUAUCGAAAGCGGCGGCGACGGUGGCCACGUAUCCUUUGAUUCGCGCGAAAGUAUUACAGAAAGCGGCGACGAAUCCGAACGAGCAACACUCGCAACAAAAGAAUAGAAGAAACGCUAGUAGUAAACCAACCGAUUUUGCGACGCUAUCGUUGUUACAAAUUAUGGCCGACUUGAAGAAGCGAGAAGGCUACGCGGGUUGGUAUCAGGGCUUAAACGCGCAGCUGACGAAAACCGUCGUCGCCUCGGCCAUCGGGUUGAGCAUCAAAGAAAAAUCGUUUCGAGCGAGUCAACUGUUAGUCGCCGCGUUUUCCAAGCACGAUUAG
Molecule: messenger RNA, 1374 nt
Organism: Bathycoccus prasinos
Lineage: Eukaryota; Viridiplantae; Chlorophyta; Mamiellophyceae; Mamiellales; Bathycoccaceae
Exons: 1
Coding region: 1-1374 (457 amino acids)
Biological process (GO): ADP transport; fatty acid beta-oxidation; ATP transport
Cellular component (GO): peroxisomal membrane
Molecular function (GO): ATP transmembrane transporter activity; ADP transmembrane transporter activity
Source: RefSeq, a predicted model, not a curated record